CGGAUUUCGGGUAAUCCUACGCCUCAACGCGAACAUGAAACCCUUAUAACCAAACACCCAUCUCACUUUCUCUACAAUCUAGGGUUUCCACGUCUCCGCCUCCACUCAGAUAUAAACGGAACAAAACCCUAGCUUUCCUCUCCAACGCCUCACCCACAAACACUAGGGAACACACAGUGAGAGGAAGAGAGAGAAAGAGAGCUAAGAAAUGGUGACUUACAAGUUUCAUCAGUACCAGGUGGUGGGGAGAGCUCUGCCAUCGGAGACCGAUAAGCAUCCCAAGAUCUACCGCAUGAAGCUAUGGGCCACCAACGAAGUCCGUGCCAAGUCCAAGUUCUGGUAUUUUCUGAGGAAGCUCAAGAAGGUGAAGAAGAGCAAUGGUCAAAUGCUUGCUAUCAAUGAGAUUUUUGAAAAGAACCCGACGACCAUCAAGAACUUUGGUAUUUGGUUACGGUACCAAAGUAGAACUGGUUAUCACAACAUGUACAAAGAGUACCGUGACACCACUUUGAAUGGUGCUGUUGAGCAGAUGUACACUGAGAUGGCUUCUCGCCAUAGGGUCCGGUAUCAUUGCAUCCAAAUCAUCAAGACAGCCACCAUCCCUGCUAAGCUUUGCAAGAGGGAGAGCACUAAGCAGUUCCACAACUCUAAAAUCAAGUUCCCCUUGGUGUUUAAGGUGAUUAGACCACCAUCUAGGAAGCUUAAGACCACAUACAAGGCAUCUAGGCCCAACUUGUUCAAGUAACUUAUUUGGUCGAUUAUUGGAGGAGUAAGAAAGACCGGAUUUAAAUUCUGCAAUUUUGUUACUUCACUGGGAAUCUGCAGUGUUAUUUUGUGAUUGUGGGAUAUUUUGUUUGGUUUGAAAUUUCUAGGAUAUCAGACAGUAUGAUCUCUUUAUUGGGUCUUCAGAAUUUCUGUUUCUCUACAUUUGCAAUGAUGCAGUACUUGGUCUUACUCUCCUUUGUGUCAUAUUCAUUUUGCUUGAAAUGGGUGUGUCUUCGAUUUGAUAGUACUUCCGGUGGUGGGAAUCCUUUUGCCUUUGUGAUGAAGUGACCGGAGUAGGUUAAUUAGAUGAUCGGGUGAUGGUUAAUCUAAAUUUUAAGUUUUGGAGGUGGUGCUCUAUGUGGUUAAAACAUUUAGCAUUCAAUAUCAUCUUGAUUAUUGGUGACUUGUAGCGGUUAGAGUGGCUUCAUACUUAGAGCUGUUGGGCUCUACCCUCAUUGAGAAUAGAAUGUUGUUUUAUUUGAAGACCUAAUUUAGCAUUUAAUUUUUCUCCU
This is a messenger RNA of Ilex paraguariensis (yerba mate), 1277 nucleotides long. Lineage: Eukaryota; Viridiplantae; Streptophyta; Magnoliopsida; Aquifoliales; Aquifoliaceae. The record is from the annotation of a GenBank genome assembly.